Messenger RNA from Miscanthus lutarioriparius, 792 nucleotides. The record is from the annotation of a GenBank genome assembly. NCBI's taxonomy places the organism in Eukaryota, Viridiplantae, Streptophyta, Magnoliopsida, Poales, Poaceae.
AUGGUGGCUGCGCGCAUGAGCAGGGCGGCGCGGUGGAACCUCGCCGGUGCGACGGCGCUCGUCACCGGCGGCAGCAAGGGCAUAGGGCACGCGAUCGUUGAGGAGCUAGCGGGGUUCGGCGCGCUGGUGCACACGUGCUCACGGAACGCGGCGGAGCUGGAGGAGUGCCGCCGGCGGUGGGAGGAGAAGGGGCUGCAGGUCACCAUCUCCGUCUGCGACGUGUCCGUGCGUGGCGACCGGGAGGACCUCAUGGCAACCGUGAGGGCCACCUUCGGCGGCAGGCUCGACAUCCUCGUGAACAACGCGGGGCAGUCGAUGUUCAAGGACACGCUGGAGUGCACCGGCGAGGACUACUCGCGGAUCAUGGCGACCAACCUCGAGUCGUGCUUCCACCUCAGCCAGCUCGCGCACCCACUCCUCCUCGCCGCCGCCGGCGGUGGUGGUAGCGUUGUUAACAUCUCCUCCAUCGCUGGCUUCAUCGGGCUCCCGGCGCUCGCCCUUUACUCCAUGACCAAGGGCGCCAUGAACCAGCUCACUCGGAGCCUCGCCACGGAGUGGGCCAGCGACAGCAUCCGCGUCAACUGCGUCGCGCCUGGGGGCAUUAGGACUGACAUCAGCAGUGAUAAGACGAUAGACCCGGAGCUGGUGAAGAAGGAGAUGGCGCGGCUGCCCAUGGGGAGGAUCGGCGAGCCGGAGGAGGUGGCGUCCAUGGUGGCAUUCCUCUGCAUGCCGGCGGCGUCCUACAUGACCGGCCAAGUCAUCUGCAUCGACGGCGGCCACACCAUAGCUUAG